ACGAAAUCUACUUUGUUUAUAACUUUCUAAAAAUAGCCUUGUACAGAUGAGAUGUCUCCUUCACCUGAGUCAAUACACAUACUUUUCCUUUCCCAUUACACAUCCAUCUCUUCUGUUUUGGUUGCUCAUGCAUUUGUUAACGUGUGAGUAUUGCUCUGGCCCUAGUCCAAUUAAUCUUUUGGAAGGUGCCUAAGAAACUUUUGCACUUCUUGAGGUCAGUGGAAGGAAAUUAACUCUGAAACUUAAAAUACUUCACUGAAAUUACAUUGCUGCUGUGCUCUUAAUUUUCACAACUGGAUGUAAUAAAGUGACUGGGAUACCUGAGAAAAUAGCAGUAGAAUAACAGGAAAGGAAAACUGAAAUUCUUCAAGGAGCUAAGAUGGAAAGUUUUGGAGUUUUUGCUGAUCAGUUCAGCACCUUGAGCUACAGCUUGAUUUGAAGUAGUAGUGCAAACUGCAGGGAAUACUUGCUGUGUGAGAACGGUCCUACAUCCAUAAAGAAGCAGAAUUGUGUACAUUGAUCUUGCUGGUUAGCUCUUCUUACUGCAUGGGCAACCAGAUAGGGAAGACAAUACAAAUAUCAUCACAUUGUAUUUCUUUUUAAAAAGACUAUUUUAAAAUGUAUUUCUCCAGUUCCCACUCAAUAAAUAAGUGAUCGUUACUCAUAGGUUCUGCUGAGCUUAUGCCUUCCCCACAACACUGGACAGAACCUGCAUAAAUAUUAGUUACGAACAAAUAAAAACCUGUAUUCAAAAUUAUACUCAAGACGUAAGCUGAAGAAUUUAAUAUAUAUUGACAAAAGCAUGAAGCUGUCUAGGAACAGGUACGGGCUGAAUAUUAGGAGAAUGUCCUUCACCAGAGAGGGAGCUGGGUACUGGAACAGGCUCCCCAGGGCACUGGUCAUUACAUCAACUGCCAGAGUUCAAGUGGCAUUUAGACAAUGCUCUCAGACAAGGUUUGAAUUUUGGUAGUCCUGUGAGGAGCCAGGAGAUGGUCUCAAUCGCUGUGGAGCUCUUCCAGGAUUUUCUAUGAUUUGAAUGGGAGAAGAGUAUUUUACAUGCCAGAAUCAGAUUUUGAAACUAGUUUACUCAAGAUCUGUAAAUCCAUGGUUGAGGCAAUUAUCAAGAUGCCACUAGGGGCUGCUGCUGUUCUGAAGUGAUUGUUCUCUGAUGUUUUCUGGGGGCACUUAAACGUGUUCUUGCUGGAUACUUUAAUUGGACUGUUUUAUUAAGCAAUUUUUUCUUGGUGAUCACUUUUAGGAUAAUAAUGCCUUUGAAGAGCAAAAUAAUAUAUUUAUUUAUUUAAUCUGUUGUGCCUAUUGAAUGAUUAGGAACCUAAGUAUGUUGUACUAACUUUUGUUUAAAUUCUCUGUGACCCGUAUCAUAGAAGUGGAAAUUUAAUUGAAUGCUUACAUGGAAGAAUCAACUGUGCUAGAAAUAUGUAUGCAGUUGAGUCCUGAGCUGGCCUCACGGGCCUGUUCUGGAAGCCUGGAUACAGGGUCAAUUCCUUCUCUGUAAAGAUGGAGAGCGUUGCCUACAGUUUCUGGAUUACUCUGUGCAGUGAUGAGGAAGCUUCUAAGCGUGCAGCUGCUGCUAAUAAUUGUAUGAACAUCGUGGAUGGCCUUGUUGGUAAUAUGAUGACAUUGUUUCCACCAUGGUGAAGCAUUAGAACUUUGGGAUCUUAAUCAGAGACCGUUGAGGAGCAGAGGGAGAGACUGCUCCUAUGAAUGCCAUGCAGGUGUGUCACUACACAGUGGCAUCUAUCUGAGAUAAUGGGGCAAGUGGCCUACUUAGGAGGGAGCAAGAAGUGCUAGCGAAAAUGGUAUGUACAGUACCUGUGUUUGAUAUUGAAAAGAUGAAUGGUUCUGUUACAAUCUGCUGUUUUACUUCACAAAAUCUUUAAAUAUAACAUGCUUUGUGUGCUGUUAUUUAGGCUUCUUUUUCAGACUACGUAUUGUGAACGUGCUUCUACCAUAAAUGUAAGUUUAAUUAGGAGAACUUAUUUUCCAGGUUUAGUUUACAGUUGUUACGCUUUUCAUUUAUUUUCUUUCUUUGAGAAUGAUACAGAAUAGCUUUUGCAAAACAGACUGCAUAGCAAAAAAUUAAUAAAUGAAAGUUUUACGUAUGGAAAUAUUCACCCUACGAAACAGCCCCCUUCCAUGUUUGAAGUACUGCUUCCAGUAACUGCUGCAGAUUUGCUCUCCAUAGAUGCAGUAGGACAAAUGCAUUCCCACGUGUGUGGAAAAAAACUCAGACCAUGUUCUUACUCUUCUCAGAGGUUAUUGUAUGCUUACUUCAACUGGGUCAAGGUAACUACCUAAUAAAUCUCCAAAUUAUACCAAUUUAAACAGGUUGUUUUUGAAUGGAAAAUAAAUAUUUCCUGGAUUCCAGGACAGGGGGAGUGCUAUGUGUGUUGAAUUCUACUACUUGUGUGCUUUUCUUUUUUCUUUUUGUGGGUGGAGUCAUGCUUGAUUCUUUACCGUCACUCCCACCAAUCUAAUCUGGGAGAGAAAUAGAUUACAAAGAAUGAAAGGAAGAUAAACUGGAUCAAAAAACUGAUCCUUGAAAGAACUAUUCACAUUGUUUGAUAGUGUAUUUAUUACUACCUGUUGCAAAAUGUCUGAUCUCUUGCGUUCACUGUUUGCAUCAAAGCUGCGGUUUAGUUAAACAAAAAGCAUCCAUCCAUGGUGUACGUUAUGCUUUACUUUUCACAUUCACUGUACUCAUAUUCCUUUAUUCAAAUUUUUGAUAUUAGCUUUGGAUUUUUUUUUGAGUUGUGCAUGGUUUACAACUAAAUGCAACACAUAACAGAUAAGUUUGUUAUAAAGAAAUAGUCAACUAUAAAAAAUAAAAUUAGUUACAAAUAUAGGGAAGGGCUGGCCAUGCAUCACUGUGAAAAGUUUAUUACUUGUGGCACAAAUUAUACUUGUCUGCUUGAACAUAAAUUGAUAAUCAAGUAAAAGGAGCCACUUGAGGCAAAUCCCUGCAACAACAAUGUAGUCUUCUGAUGUGAAUUCUGUGACAGUUCCCAAAACAGAGGUAGCAGAACUCCAGGUGGAUUUGAAGCCCAGAUGAAAUCCAGUUGAAAAAAUCGAUAUCUGUGGGACUGACAAUCCAGAAAGAGCAGUUGCUAAUAACUGCUGAAAUAAAGUUAACGUACUGUGUUGUGGUCACUAAAACAUUGUUUGCCACAAAGCACUCUCUUGUGCUAGGGGUACCGUGGGAACAGAAAUAAAGUGUCCGAAGAACCAAUAUGUCAUAGAUUUUGAAUUAGAAUAUAACUGAAGGUUUUUGUGUGAUUUGAAGACCACAGUUUAUUGCUGGAAGUUACACCUCCAAAAACAUCCUCCAGCGCAGAAGACUAUGUGCAUUUGUUGUUGAUCUAACUGCCACCCAGCUUGCUUUGGAGGACUAACGUUUUUGUAGGGUUGACAAGAGCCCAUUCAUACUCUUAGUUCAUCUCCCAUUUCUGAAGGUACCUGCCAAGCUGUUUCCAUGAUCCUGACAUUUCUAGAACACACGAUUUUGUGAAUGUGUUCUUGUGCUAUCAAUAUAAAUCAUUGUUAGUGAUGAAGUUGGCUGCAAGCCUGCCUCAAUUCAGGUACUUGGCUGCAUUUUGUAUUUGGUUCUGUAGGAAAUGCUAAAGUUCUUGCUGACCUGCACUUCUAUCCCUCUUGCUGCUGAGAAUCUCUGCAGCUUUUAAUUGUUCAAAUUUAGCUGCCAUUUACUUUGGAAGAUAAAAUAUUUACAGAAUGCUUAUGAAACCUUUGUUCAUUUAAAAUACUCCUGGUCAGUGUGACCGGAGCUGAAAGGACACAUUGAUCCUGUGAUUUCAAUAAAUAUAUACAUUCAAUAUAUUGUUUCUCAGUAGGAUGUUAAAUCCUGUGCUUUGGUGCAAUAUGAAUACAUGAAUAGCAAAGGUUUAUCUAGAUUAGUCUUUGGCCUAUAGGAAUGGCCAUAAACCAAAGCUGAGGGAAGAGAGAAUGCAGUCGAUGCAGAUGACACUGACUGCUAAUUGGGCUACUAUCAGCUAGAUAACAGCUUGGGUCAGGUGCCAGGUCAACCUAACCUGGGCAAAACCAAUUUCAUUUGUGGCAGGACCAUGUACCAGCAGCCAGACAUGACACAAUCUAGGAAAGCAAGUAACACAUCUAUUGUAAAUUUAUUUUAAAUGCCAUAGUAAAAGUGUUUUUCUACAAUACACUGAAACUUCUUGUCAAUCAGACAAAGGUUUAUUAAUCAGAGAUGCCAAGGUAUUACUUGAUUUUCUUUAUUCCAUGUAAAGAGAAGCUAUAAUUGCAAAAAGAGGAGUGUUUACAUAAACUGAUAAAAAACUUGAGAAUUCAGCAGAAAACAGCCACGUGUUCUUGAGCAUUCUUCCAUAAAGGUCUCACUGCGCCUGGCAGAGCCCCAUUCACCUUCGCUAUGAGGGGGAUCAUACUAGCACUAGUGCUCACCCUUGUUGGUAGCCAGAAGUUUGACAUUGACCCGGGUUUCAGUAGCAGAAAGAGUUACCUGUACAGCUAUGAAGGCUUUAUGUUGAAUGGGCUUCAAGAAAGAAAUCUGGGCAAAGCUGGUGUGCGCUUGAGCAGCAAGCUAGAGAUCAGUGGGCUAUCAGAGAAUGCUUACCUCCUCAAGGUUCGCUCUCCACAAGUGGAGGAAUACAAUGGGGUCUGGCCCAGGGAUCCGUUUACUCGAUCUUCCAAAAUCACCCAAGCAGUCUCAUCGUGUUUCACCCGGCCCUUCAAAUUUGAGUACAGCAGUGGACGGAUCGGAAGCAUUUAUGCCCCAGAAGACUGCUCAGAUCUGUGUGUUAACAUAGUGAGAGGAAUACUGAACAUGUUGCAGAUAACCAUUAAAAAAUCACAGAACGUCUAUGAAUUGCAAGAGGCUGGAAUUGGAGGUGUUUGCCAUACAAGGUAUGUCAUCCAGGAGGACAGGAGGAAUGGCCGAGUCUCUGUUACCAAAACCGUGGACCAGAAUAAUUGCCAGGAAAAGGUACAGAAGAGUGUUGGAAUGGCUUACAUCUAUCCCUGCCCUGUGGACGUGAUGAAAGAAAGACUCACCAAAGGGACCGCUGCUUUCUCCUACAAGCUGAAGCAGUCAGACAGCAGCACACUGAUCACGGAGGUCGCAUCACAGCAGGUGUAUCAGAUCUCCCCGUUCAAUGAGCCCACUGGGGUGGCUGUCAUGGAAGCAAGACAGCAUCUCACCUUGCUGGAGGUGAGAAAUGAGCGGGGCAGUGCCCCGGAUGUCCCCAUGCAGAGCUACGGCAGCCUUCGCUACCACUUCCCAGCCAUACUGCCACAGAUGCCACUUCAGCUGAUCAAGACAAAAAACCCUGAGCAACGGAUAGUAGAAACACUGCAGCACAUAGUCCUGAAUAACCAACAAGAUUUCCAUGACGAUGUUCCAUAUAGAUUCUUAGAGCUGGUCCAGCUCUGCCGGAUAGCAAGUGCUGACACUCUUGAGUCUGUCUGGAGACAAGUUUCAGAUAAACCUCGUUACAGGCGAUGGCUACUGAGUGCAGUUUCUGCGAGUGGCACCACAGAAGCACUAAAAUUCCUUAAGACCAGAAUUCGCAAUGAUGACCUCAACUACAUUCAGACCCUUCUAACUGUUUCUUUGACUCUCCAUUUAAUGAAAGCUGAUGAACACACUCUUCCAAUAGCAGCAGAUUUAAUGACCAGCUCUCGAAUUCAGAAAAAUCCCAUGCUUCAGCAAGUGGCCUGCUUGGGUUAUAGUUCUGUAGUCAAUAGAUACUGUUCUCAGACCUCAGCUUGUCCUAAAGAAGCUCUUCAGCCCGUCCAUGACCUGGCAGAUGAAGCAGUCAGCAGGGGCCGUGAAGACAAAAUGAAAUUAGCUCUGAAGUGCAUUGGUAACAUGGGAGAACCAGCCAGCUUAAAGCGCAUCCUGAAGUUCCUUCCAAUAUCUUCAUCCAGUGCUUCUGAUAUCCCGAUCCACAUUCAGACAGAUGCCAUCAUGGCCUUAAGAAAGAUAGCUUGGAAGGACCCCAAAACAGUGCAGGGCUAUCUCAUCCAGAUCCUUGCAGACCAGUCACUUCCCCCCGAGGUGCGAAUGAUGGCUUGUGCUGUUAUCUUUGAGACAAGGCCUGCCCUUGCUUUGAUAACAACGAUAGCUAACGUGGCAAUGAAAGAGAGCAAUUUGCAAGUGGCCAGUUUUGUAUAUUCCCACAUGAAGUCUUUGUCAAAGAGCAGAUUGCCAUUUAUGUAUAACAUAUCUUCAGCUUGCAACAUCGCCCUUAAGCUGUUGUCCCCCAAACUGGACAGGCUGAGCUAUCGGUACAGCAAGGUCAUUCGAGUAGGCACUUACUUUGACAACUAUAGAGUUGGUGCUGCUGGAGAAAUCUUUGUUAUAAACAGCCCAGGAACGAUGUUCCCAUCAGCAAUAAUUUCCAAACUGAUGGCAAAUUCUGUGGGUUCAGUGGCUGAUCUGGUAGAGGUUGGCAUCCGAGUGGAGGGCCUCACAGAUGUCAUAAUGAAAAGAAACAUCCCGUUUGCUGAGUAUCCCACAUACAAGAAGAUAAAGGAGCUUGGAAAAGCUCUGCUGGGAUGGAAAGAGCUGCCGACAGAAACCCCCUUGAUAUCAGCCUCCUUGAAAAUAUUUGGCCAAGAGGUGGCCUUCAUCAACAUCAACAAGGAGGUCCUGCAACAGGCCAUGAAGACCAUAGCGGAACCUGCUGAUCGAAACACAGCACUGAAGAGAAUUGCCAGCCAGAUCCGCAAUGGCAUCACAGGGCAGUGGACGCAGCCAGUGUGGAUGGGGGAGCUGCGAUACAUGGUUCCCAGCUGCCUUGGCCUGCCACUGGAGUAUGGGUCCUACACCACCGCCCUGGCACGAGCUGCAGUCAGCGUUGAUGGAAAGAUGACUCCACCUUUAAGCGGAGAUUUUCGACUUUCUCAGUUGCUUGCAUCUGCCGUGCAGAUUCGGUCUGACUUUAACCCCAGUUUAUAUGUGCAUACAGUUGCAAUGAUGGGUGUCAACACGGAAUACUUUCAACACGCUGUUGAAAUUCAAGGCGAGGUCCGGACAAGAAUGCCAGUGAAGUUUGAUGCCAAGAUAGAUGUGAAAUUGAAAAAUAUUAAGAUUGAAACAAAUCCAUGCCGUGAGGAAACUGAGAUAGUGGUUGGAAGACAUAAGGCUUUUGUUGUAUCAAGAAACAUAGGAGAACUAGGUGUUGAAAAGAGGACCUCAAUUCUCCCAGGAGAUGCUCCAUUUAAUGCUAUGGAAGAGCCUUUCCAAACAUCAGAGAGAGCUUCCAGGGAACAUUUCCCAAUGCAAGGGCCUGACAGCAUGCCAAGGAAACAAUCCCAUAGUUCACAAGAAGAUCUUCACCGUAGCACAGGAAAAAGAACACAUAAACAAGAUAUUUGCCUCAAAAUGCAUCGUCUUGGUUGCCAGCUCUGCUUUUCCAGAAGGUCAAGUGAUGCCAGUUUCAUAAAGAAUACGUAUUUGCACAGAUUAAUUGGAGAACAUGAAGCUAAAUUAGUUUUGAUGCCAGUUCAUACAGAUGCUGAUAUUGACAAAAUUCAGCUGGAGAUUCAAGCAGGAUCUAGAGCAGCUUCCAAAAUAAUUAAUGAGGUAAACUCAGAGUCUGAGGAAAAGGAUGAAUCAUCUCCAUAUGAGGACAUUCAAGCUAAUCUGAAGAAGAUUCUAGGCAUUGAAAAUGUGUUCAAGGUUGCAAACAAAACACAGCACCCAAAAAAUCGACGGUCUAAGAAAGGAAACACUAUGCUAGCAGAGCUUGGGACAGAGCCCGAUGCAAAAACUUCCUCCAGCUCAUCUUCUGCUUCCUCAACUGCCACCUCUUCUUCCUCAUCAUCUGCCUCCUCUCCUAAUCAUAAAAAGCCUAUGGAUGAAGAGAAUGAUCAAGUAAAGCAAGCUGGAAACAAAGACGCAAGCAGCAGCAGCAGAAGCAGCAAGAGCAGUAACAGUAGCAAGAGAAGCAGCAGCAAGAGCAGCAGUAGUAGUAGCAAGAGCAGCAGUAGUAGCAGCAAGAGCAGCAGUAGUAGCAGCAGUAGUAGCAGCAGCAAGAGCAGCAGUAGUAGCAGCAGUAGUAGCAGCAGCAAGAGCAGCAGUAGUAGCAGCAGUAGUAGCAGCAGCAAGAGCAGCAGUAGUAGCAGCAGCAAGAGCAGCAGUAGUAGCAGCAAGAGCAGUAACAGCAAGAGCAGCAGUAGCAGCAGCAUGAGCAGCAGCAGCAAAACAAGGAGUCACCAUAGCCAUAGCCAUCAGUCAGGGCAUCUAAAUGGCAGCAGUAGCAGCAGCAGCAGCAGUAGGUCAGUGAGUCACCACAGCCAUGGGCAUCACUCAGGACAUCUGGAAGAUGACAGCAGUAGCAGCAGCAGCAUGCAUUCCAAAAUAUGGGGGCAUCAUGAGAUUUAUCGGUAUCGCUUUAGAUCAGCACACAGACAAGAGUUCCCCAAAAGAAAAAUCCCAGGUGACCAAGUUACCAGCACAUACUCCUCUACCAGAUCCAGCCAUGAUGCAUCCCGAGCUGCUUCCUGGCCUAAGUUUCUAGGUGACAUCAAAACCCCAGUGUUAGCUGCUUUUCUCCAUGGCAUUAGUAACAAUAAGAAGACAGGAGGCCUCCAGCUCGUGGUAUAUGCUGAUACCGACUCUGUCAGGCCUCGGAUGCAGGUAUUUGUGACAAACCUCACAGAUUCAAGCAAGUGGAAGCUCUGUGCGGAUGCUUCGGUCCUCAAUGCUCACAAGGCGAUGGCUUACUUGAAAUGGGGCCGGAAUUGCCAGGACUACAGGGUUUCUACUGAGCUGGUAACUGGGCGGUUUGCUGGGCACCCUGCUGCACAAGUGAAGCUGGAGUGGCCCAAGGUUCCUUCGAGUGUCAGAUCAUAUGUUGAAUGGUUUUACAAGUUUGUCCCUGGGGCUGCAUUUAUGCUGGGUUUCUCUGAGAGAAUGGGCAAGAAUCCUUCUCGACAAGCCAGGAUGAUCGUGGCUCUCACUUCUCCGAGGACGUGUGAUAUUGUUGUCAAGCUGCCCGAUAUGACCCUCUAUCAAAAAGCCAUGAAGCUUCCUCUGUCACUCCCUGUGGGUCCGAGGAUCCCAGCUUCGGAGCUGCAGCCUCCGAUCUGGAACGUCUUUGCUGAAGCCCCCUCUGCGGUGCUUGAGAAUUUGAAAGCUCGCUGCUCAGUUUCACACAACAAGAUCACAACCUUUAAUGAAGUCAAGUUCAACUACUCGAUGCCAGCGAGCUGCUAUCACAUCUUGGCUCAGGAUUGCAGCUCUGACCUUAAGUUCCUGGUGAUGAUGAAGAGUGCUGAAGAAGCUACAAACCUUAAAGCCAUCAACAUCAAGAUUGGCAGUCAUGAAAUUGACAUGCAUCCUAUGAAUGGACAAGUGAAACUGCUGGUGGAUGGAACUGAGAGCCCCGUAACCAACAUUUCCCUCGUAUCUGCUGGUGCGUCUCUUUGGAUUCACAGUGAAAACCAAGGGCUUGUACUUGUUGCCCCAGCCUAUGGUAUUGAUAAAUUGUACUUCGAUGGACAAACACUCUUGAUUCAAGUUGCUUUAUGGAUGGCAGGAAAAACAUGUGGAAUCUGUGGAAAAUAUGACGCAGAAUGUGAACAGGAGUAUCGGAUGCCCAAUGGAUAUCUAGCUAAAGAUGCUGUGAGCUUUGCUCAUUCUUGGAUCUUGGAAGAAACGCCCUGUAGAGGAGCUUGUAAACUGCAUCGUUCGUUUGUGAAGCUUGAGAAGACGGUUCAGCUUGCAGGUGUUGAUUCCAAGUGCUACUCUACAGAGCCCGUGCUGCGCUGUAUGAAGGGAUGCUCUGCUACCAAGACAGCUCCAGUAACUGUUGGUUUCCACUGCCUCCCAGCUGAUUCAGCUACCAGCCUGACUGACAAACAGAUGAAGUUUGACCAGAAGUCAGAGGACAUGCAGGAUACUGUUGAUGCACACACAGCAUGUUCAUGUGAGAAUGAAGAAUGCAGUGCAUGAAGCUGUACAUUGCAGCACAGGAGAAUACAGAAACAUUUUAGUUUUUAUGGUGUGGUGUAAGAAGACUCAUCUUAAGAAGCAAUAGAAACGUUAAAUUAAAUGCUUACAGAUGUGUGGGAUUUUCCCAAGUAAUUUAAAGUAUUAAACUUUAUUACUGUAGGAACUAUUCUAAUGGCCUAUAAGUAUCUGAUUUCGUAAUAAAUACAAGCAUGGAAAAAUUGAGGAAGGCUUCCUUCUUUCACUGAUUGUGGCAAGAGGACAUCUGCAUUGCUUCUCUUCACCCCACAUUUUGUAGACUCGAGGCUGUGGCAGCCUGCUGUGAAGAUGUGCAUCAGGCAAGGGUCUGUGUCAGGCCCCACCUGGGAUAUGGGUUGAGAGGAGCAGCAGAAGCUGCCUACCAGUCUCCAGCUUGUUUCCCCUCCACUUCCUUCCCUAGUGCUGAGAUCCUGGGCACCCACAGUAAGAACUGGUUGGCUCUGGGUGAGGCAGCACCCUCUGCAGCAGCAACACAAUGAGGUGCUCCGCAGUGACAAUGUGAUGGGCCUGCGCUGUUGUAGGGAACAACCUUCUG
Messenger RNA from Numida meleagris (helmeted guineafowl), 10544 nucleotides. RefSeq names its product vitellogenin-2. Gene Ontology annotation, biological process: lipid transport. The transcript has 35 exons. NCBI's taxonomy places the organism in Eukaryota, Metazoa, Chordata, Aves, Galliformes, Numididae. Gene Ontology annotation, molecular function: lipid carrier activity. Bases 4424 to 9973 code for a protein of 1849 amino acids. The record is from RefSeq and is a predicted model, not a curated record.